This is a messenger RNA of Monodelphis domestica (gray short-tailed opossum), 6985 nucleotides long. The record is from RefSeq and is a predicted model, not a curated record. NCBI's taxonomy places the organism in Eukaryota, Metazoa, Chordata, Mammalia, Didelphimorphia, Didelphidae.
AUACUAAUAGACUAGUUCUAUGGGUUGUCCAUCCAGCUGCAUGCUAUAUUCAGCUCAAUAGGCAUUCCUUAUCAACUUGGUUUGUCCUAAGUGGAUAAUUUAGUCAAACUGUUGAGGGAUUAUAGACCUCACUUAGGAGACUCAGCGAUAUUAUGAGACUUAAUGGAAUCAGAAUACUAUCAUCUGAAAAGAGGCAUCUGAUAGACCAAAUCAUUUUCUGAUUUGGACUCUGAUGAACAUCCUUCAUGACGGUGGCAAGAACAUUUUAGCAAGCUGUUUUAUGCCUCACUUAAUAAUUUAAAGGUCUAUACACUUACCUUUGUGGUUACAUUUUCUAAGGAGUCUUUUUUUUUUUUUUGCUUUUGACACCUGAAUGGGAGAUACCUUGUUGGAGGAGAGCUUUUAAGGUGACAUUUUGCUCCACCCAAAGCCAUUGCUUUACUACACACAAGAAACCCAGUAGGAUUUUGUCUUCUUUUCAAUCAUGGGAGUGUAAAUAUAUGUUUUGAUGGAGAAUACCCCCUAAUCCUAGUCCCUACCUUCAUCAAGGAUGCCCUUAAUCCCCAUGAUGAUUAUUUUAAUGGAUUGUUUGGUAGAAAUAUGGAAUGGUAGUUAUUAAUACUAUCUGUCAGUUUUUAUAAGUAAUGAUAUUAUCAGAGAUUUUUUUUUCCCCCUUGAACCUUGGGUAUACUUUAUACUUCCUUUCAGAUACUCUUAGAAUUAAUACCUUAAUACCCUUAAAGUUGUACCUAUUCUGUAUGUAGUGUAUGAGUAUGUUAUCCAUGUAGGCUAUGUCUAUGUCUAUAUGACUUGCUUAUAUGUGGCUUAUGGGGUGGACUGGGAUAGAUAUUUCUAAAAGCUUACCAACAUUUGUCCGAUGAAAACUUUGAUUCUUACCUAGAGGGGUACAAGAGAAUGCUACUUCCAGUUUGACUGCUUUGCUUUCCUCAGAGACAGGGUACAGGACUAUAAUUAUAUUUAUCAAUUCCCUUUAAUAUUAUCAAUCUAGGGAAAUGAUUUUAUUUUUAGGUUCAAGCUGCUAAUCCUUAAAAAGGAAGGGGUAUUCCUUAUAUGUUAAAUAUAUACAUAUAUAUACACAUAUAUAUUCUCACCAAAUACUUGUUAUACAAAAGACAAGUACUCAAUAAUAAAUAAACACAUUUAUCUACGCAGAUAACAAACAGAAAGCAGAGAAGGAUACAAAUUUGAAUACAACAGACAGAACAUAGAGUGAACAAGGCCUCCCACUGGGAGUCCCCUGUGAGAAAUGAUUGAUUUGUUGAUCUAUCCCCUAGUUUAUUUCCAAUCAGUAUUAUUCAGAUUAGGAUGGUUCUAUAGGGGAAAUAAUUAUAUCUGUUAUGCUUAUCCAUUAAAACUUACAGAGUCUUAUAUCAAGUCAGUUUAGACAACUGAAAUUAAUAUAUAUUACAUUUGGAGAUAAUUAGAUUAUAUUAAGCAGAUUCUGAUUCUUUUUUUAUAUUGUACUUAUAAACCAAUGUGCAUAUACCUAACCCAAAGAUGCUGACAAAUACUGACGAGGGGACCUCCACCCUAUAUAGUGUGCUGGAGUCGAGGCCAGUCUCCACCCUGAUUCUGACCAUCCAGGCUCAACAUGAUACUUAAAAAGUCACCCAAUUAUUUCAGAUACCCCUCCUCCACCCUUGUUGCCCAACACUGGGAGGUGCUCAUCCUGUUGGCCAGCCUGCAGGCCUGUUGGCCUUCCCGUGACCACUGUGUCAGCAGAGAUAGCCCUUGCCUUAACCCCACUGUGUCAACAUCUGCUCCAAGCCUUCUUGGUAGGCGCUUUUGGAGUAUCAGGGUAUAGAUUUGUAAACCAAUGAGUUUUGUAUUUUACUCUGCUUCUUCUGUAUUUUCUGUAUCAUUUGGGUUUCAAGCACUUACUAAACUUGUACUGUGGAACAGGGGGAGAUCCUCGAUUAUGAGGAAGAUUUGAGAUCCCUUUCAUCAAAGGGAGUUAGUUCCCUUUAAUAAAUGGCUAGUGGCUUGGAGCUCUGCCUUAGUUGUUUUAGGGAAGAUAGAACAAAUUUCUCUCAGAUACACCUAAGGGAAAUUCUCUGAAGUCUCUAAGGAGGGAAGUUGGAAAUCAAGGAUAUGAUAUGGUAGAGGCCUUUUCCUUUAUGCCUACCUUCUAAUGUAUGAUCUUAUUCUCUCUACUUCUUUAGAUUCAUUUUAAUUCCUCUUCACCCUUACCCUUUCCCUCUUACAAGUAGUUUCAGCUUAUAAAAGAACCCAGUCCAAGAUUUUAAUAUGAUUUUUUGACAGGUAACAAGCAUUUAUUAAAAAUUUACUAUGUGCCAGACACUGUGCUAGGCACUGAGUGUGUCUAUUGUAAGAUAUAUACAGUGUAAAUGGAAGAUCAUCUAAGAGAAGGAGGAAAAGAAUCUAUAAAAAGUAAGUGUCCUAUUGAAAAUAGGAGAGGGAUGGGAUUGAUUUUGCUGCAAGUACAAGUUGUCCCUAAUGUUUUCUUUAGGGAGAUCAACUCUUAUCUAGACUUGGAGAACGAUGUUUACCCUGGAGUUGGAUCAGAUCAGAGGGAAAGAAACCAGUGUUUGAUUUUUCUUUGGGAGAAAUGGAGUGAUGGAAUUAACAAAUAAUUUACUUCUCCCUUGGCUUUGCCAGGGACUGAUUAGCCAAAGGAAGUUUCCAAAAAAUGGUAUGAGCAUGCAAUGAAAGACUACUUACCUUUAGGGACUUGUUCCCCUUUAGGGAAGUCAUAUAGGUAGGAAAUUCUGGAUCUAGGAUUUUAACCAAUGUUGCCUGACUCCAAAUCAGUGCUCUUCCCAUGAUACUGUAUAGAGUACAUCUCUCUCAUUACAGACAAUUACUAUACUUCCUUAAUGUUGCCUGAGAUUGUAUUUGUCUUUUGUGGCCAUCAGGUCACUUGAUACAUAUUGGACUUUGGAUUCACUCAAACCCCCAUAUAUUUAAAUUAAUUGUUGUCUAGAUACACCUCCCAAUUUUGCAUUUGUGAAGUUGACUUUUUUUUAACCCAAGCUUGAGACUUCACAUUGAUCUCUAUAAAAUUUCAUCUUGUUCUAGCCGGUUUGAUUUUUUUUUUUUUGAUCCUGACUUUCAGAAACUAUUUCCCUCCUAGCUCUGAAAGUUAGCGGACAGUUGAAUAAUUGAAGUUCAAUUAUAAAACCACUUUGAUUUUCUAAUAAAUUGAGAUCUUUUUUAGGUAAAAAUAGUCUACCUCUGCCUCUGCCCCUCCUACAUCCUCUGCCUUUUGAGCUUUUCUCACAACUUCUCUAAAGGACUAUGGGCUACUAAACCAUUUUGUUGAGUCUGCCAUCUAGUGGCAAACUGCAGAUUCUUGGACCUUUAAAACCCAUGGAUAUGGAUAUUUAAUUUCUAAGGAUGCAGAUGUUACCAUAUUCUCCUGUAUAUAGAUUUUUAGCACUUCUACCAGUGAGUCAGUGGGUAAGAUAGCAAUUCUGUCCCCCAAAUCUUGCCACAAAACAGCUGGAGGACCCUUUGCCCUAGGACAUGGGUCAAAAAACAGAACAGGAUAUAUGUGACAGUAAUUCAUCACAGAUCAUAUUCUUUAUUUUCAGAGGAUAUCCCGUCUGUUAGAUCAUCAUCUGAAACUUCACAAAUAUUUUUUCCCAUAGUUGAAACAUCAUGGGCCUAGACUACUGGAUUUUGAAGAAAACAAGCCUGGAUAUCUGAAUCCUGGGAAAACAAGUAGCAAUUUGAUAAACUGCUGAAUUUUCCAUUAUGUCUGAUGGAGACUAUGAUUAUCUCAUCAAGUUUUUAGCCUUGGGUGACUCUGGAGUGGGGAAGACCAGCUUGCUUUACCAGUACACAGAUGGCAAAUUUAACUCCAAAUUUAUCACAACAGUGGGCAUUGAUUUCAGGGAAAAGAGAGUGGUGUACAGAGCCAAUGGGCCAGAUGGAGCAACUGGCAGAGGCCAGAGAAUCCAUCUGCAGUUAUGGGACACAGCAGGGCAAGAGAGAUUUCGUAGUCUGACAACUGCAUUCUUCAGAGAUGCUAUGGGUUUUCUUCUCCUAUUUGACUUGACCAAUGAGCAAAGUUUUCUCAAUGUCCGAAACUGGAUAAGCCAACUUCAAAUGCAUGCAUACUGUGAAAACCCAGAUAUAGUGCUCUGUGGUAAUAAAAGUGACCUGGAAGACCAAAGAGUAAUAAAGGAAGAGGAAGCCAGAGAACUUGCUGAAAAAUAUGGAAUCCCAUACUUUGAAACCAGUGCUGCCAAUGGCACCAACAUAAGCAAGGCAAUUGAAACGCUCCUGGACCUGAUUAUGAAACGAAUGGAAAGAUGUGUGGACAAGUCUUGGAUCCCAGAGGGAGUAGUGAGAUCUAAUGGCCACAACUCUCCUGAGCAUUUAAAUGAAAACAAAGAAAAGGGUGGAUGUGGCUGCUAAAAGGUCAAGUGAACUGCAGAGUCAAGUAACCAACGUAUUUUUACAUAGUUAAAAGAAUAGUUUAUAUGUGGUACAGUUGCAACUAAAUGGAUCUCCAUGAGGAAUUAUGAAAGUAAUAUUUCCUAACUGAUUUAACUGACUGUUGCUGGGUAGAUAUUUUUAUAUUUUUAAAAUAUUCAGCCUGGGAUUGAAUUGAAAGGUGUAUUUAUAAUACUUAGUCCAUGAUAGUUAUUUAUUCAGGGAUCCAACAUUUUUCGGCAGAAAAAGUCAACAAAAUUGUAUAUGUUACUGGAAGAUCCAAUAAUACAAUUAUGGAAUUUAUAACUAGAAGAGACUCUCAGAGUUAGAUCUUCCAGUUCUGAAAUCUUUUCAUAGCUACUUUUAAUACUUGGUUUAGGAGCACUCUGUAUCUCCUAUAUGGUGGCAUUAUACGCAACAGAAAAAUUGCUUAGGAAAUUCUUGAAACUGUAUUUAUAGACAACAAGUUUACUGCUGUAUGUGAGCUGCAAUUAUGAAGCUGAUUUUUAAAAAGUCCAGCUGUACCAUAUAUGAAAUUAUAAAAUACUGUCUUUGCCACCUGAAUAUUAAAUUAGAAGGCACAUACACAUAUAGACAUAUCCAGUUUGUUUUAGGUGUUGAGAGGACAGUGAUCUGGAGAUAGUGAUAGAAAUUCAGGAUAAAAUUAGCUGCACCUUUGACCUCUCCAGUAUUGUUCCAUGAUGUUCCAGGGUAAUUUGUGAUGAGAGCUAGAAGGAAUUUGUUUACCCUCAUAUUAUACAAACAGCAAGUGAGUCUGGGUUAGUUCUGCUAAGGGGGGAAGCAAAGGAGAGAUGGGCAUUAUGGUCAGAAUUCUGGCAGUGUCAUCCAGGUUGCUCUCCACCUUACAUAUGAUUUCCCAAUGUUUUAGCAGGAACAUGUGCCAGACUAUAGUUAUGUCUAUGUGGCAGUAGGUUAAAUGGACCAAGAUUUCAAACCCAUCGACUUUAAUUUUGUGGGUAUUAUCAUAUGAGCAGUAAAAUUGGUGCUUCUGGCUUAUUAUUGUGUCUCCACUAUAGAAAAUAGUCAACAUGAUUGUAUUUUAUAGGCCCAAUUCACUUUGGUUGACAGUUAUGUCUGGUCAGCAGUUUUUAAAAAAAAUCAGAGCUAGUGCUUUGCACUGAAAUUAUUUGUUAAUAGGAAAACAUUUUGAACAUUUUUUUUAAAUUUAGGCUAAAUUCCCAACAUUGGUCCUCUUACCAGCUGAUUAUAUUUUAAUUGAGUUAAUUUCAAGCCUAUAUACCAAGUAAUCUUCCUUCUGACCCCUGGGCAGUAUAUACUUGAUGUUUUUCAAAUUUCUUUUUUAUUUCUUUACUAGAAGAAUUAAAAAAAUGAAUGUUUAGUUUGCUAUUUUAGUGGAAGGCAUUUUUUUUUGCUACUUUUAAAUUCUCAUUUAAUUUCUGAAUUCAGUUUAAGAAAAGUAAUUAGUGAUUACUUGUUUGGGGGCUUUUUUGUCAAUGUCACCAUGCACUGUGCACUGAACAUUCUAGGCAUGUAACUCCAAUACCUUGCCAAAGUGUCUACAUACCAAAUUUAAAGUGGUUCGCAGGUUCGUUUUAGGCAUAUUUUCAUAGCCAUUUGUUUACAGAAAUCAAAAUUGUUGCUUUCGGAGGAAUAUUUAUUAAAAGUUUCAAUAAAGAAAUGUAAACUCCCUAGAAAAUCCAGUAAAUCUGUGAUAACAUUUAAUGUAUUUUAAAUUAAAAAUAAAAAUGUAUUACAUAGAUCAUACAAUGUUUGGUUAAAAUGAAUUAUGAAGAAAAAUAAUUACUUUUACAGAACAACGUUGUGGUGAAUUUUUAAAUGCAGUGAAGGGUAGGGCUUCCCUCCUACGUUUUGCUUUCUAAUAUUUGAUGUACUUUUCUUCCUUGCUACAAAUAAUAAUGUAUAGAUACUAAAUUUUUAUUCUGAACUGCACCUGAAAUAUUUAAGAGAAAAGUGGACAGGAGGCUUAUGCAUAUACUUUAUUUGGUAUUAUUAUUAUGUGCAAUCCCAAGGAAUGGACUUUGAAAUCACUGGAUGAAGUUCAGUUUACUCAGUGGUGCCUUCUGAAGGUGCUUUGAUAGAGUAAAUGAUGUUAGUAUGAAUUGGAUGCAUAUUGUAAGAUAAUUUGUAUACUUUAAAAUAGAUAUACACAUAUGCUAUGCUUGUAUGUUUUAUAGGUAACCUGCUGGCAUGUGUCUGGGACUGAUUGAUCUCUCAAGGCGGGUUACAUGUGGUCAUUUAUUAAUAUUUAAUUUUAAAGAAUGACAUCCAUAAUUAGUUGCCUACUCCAUUAGCCUUAAAGGAAAGUUAAAGUUGAACUCUCAUGCAUUUCUUUUAAAAGUGUUAUGUGUCUGCACAAGAGCCAAGUUUAGCUACUGAAAUAAAUGAUGUCCAUUUUCUUGGGGAAUCAUUUGUUUAGAUUUGAUAUUAAAGUGCCAUAUUUUUGUCCAACAACAUAUUUUUCUAUUUACAGUCUUAUAUAAAAGUAAAAUGUAUCUUUAAUGAAACAGCUUUAAUCUUGUGUCACUUAUACAUAUUAUGCAUAAUUAAAAAGAUCUAUCAA